Messenger RNA from Labrus mixtus (cuckoo wrasse), 4062 nucleotides. RefSeq names its product solute carrier family 26 member 6 (gene slc26a6.1). Gene Ontology annotation, biological process: transmembrane transport. Gene Ontology annotation, molecular function: secondary active sulfate transmembrane transporter activity; bicarbonate transmembrane transporter activity; oxalate transmembrane transporter activity. The record is from RefSeq and is a predicted model, not a curated record. NCBI's taxonomy places the organism in Eukaryota, Metazoa, Chordata, Actinopteri, Labriformes, Labridae. The transcript is spliced from 20 exons. Gene Ontology annotation, cellular component: membrane. The coding region runs from base 1829 to 3856 and encodes 675 amino acids.
UUGUUGCAGGACCCUCCGUGGGUGAUGUCACGUGAUCGGCUACCUCUCAUUGGUUCUUCUGGGAGUAAAACAACAGCCCUCCAGCGCCCCCAUCAGACCAGCAACCGAAAACGCAGCCAGCAGCAGACAUCAACCUCCACCUCUUACCCUCAUCCGGGACCUGCCUCAAUCUUCCUCUCAGACUCCACCAUGACACCUUGGGGAGGGCUGGCCUUGUCAGAAUCCUCCUUUACAUCCAUCCCCCAACCUCCGCCUCCACGGCCUCCUCCAUCUCUACCCCCUCCUGCUCCUCAGCCAACGCCUUCAAGCCCAUAUCGACGCAGACAGAACGAAGAGGUUUCAGGUUCCAGUUUCAACUCUGAAGUUCCGUCUCCGCCUGUUGUGGUCCCUCAGAACCACACAGGUGGAGGGGUGAGAGGGUUCCGGCAAAGGCGGAAGAUUCUGCCCCAGCGUCGGGUGCCCCGUCCUCCCCGUCUCCCACCGCUGCAUCCCGUCACCAACCUGAGCUUCUCACGCAGCUUCACCUUCUCUUUCUUUGAGCUGCCGCUGCACCAGUCACCUCGCCAUCGGGCCGAGCGCAUCAGAAACCUCAUGCUGCUUUUGAAACAGAUACAUUUCUGAAGAAUCACUUCUUCAAAACAAAUGUUCCUUGAUUUUGUUGUCCUUUUAUAUUCUAAUGAAGUCUGCUUUUUCUAAAACAUAUGCUAAUCUUUUAAGUGCUACGUUUUAAAUGUAUCUUCGUUAUUUGUUUCCAUCAAAUGUAAUACAGUCUGGAAAGUUUCUGUAUUUUCUGUAAAGAAUGGGAGCUCCUUGGGGAUCUUCACAAUUUUCAGUAAUAUUUUGAAUUCCCACUUUGGUUUUCAACUUUGAAAGGAAAAUCUCCCCUUUCUAUAUCCUAUAUGACCUCUAAACUCAAACUUUGGGCAGUGUUUUGACUUUUUUUGACUUUCAAUUUCUCUUAAUUCUUUCUUUCUUUCUUUCCUUUUUUUUUAUAAUCCUGGGAUCAAACAUUCAUUAUGCCAUUGUUGGUGACUCACAUUCAUCUCUGUUUCCCUACUGUGUUGGGUUUAAAGGACAAUAAAAACCAGUACAGUGAGAUUAAAGGGCACUUUUUUUUCAUUAUCUCUCUCUCGUCUCUUCUUGUCUACAUUUAUGAGGCAAUCUUCAUUCCCCUCAUGUAAGUCUUUCAAUUAAUUUCCCAUUUUCUCUUUCUAGCGGCUUUCAAAAAAUUAACCGUUCUAUGAAGUGGAAUACAUUAAAAUUGAUUAAAACAGAGAAAACAUUUCACUUCCUCAUUAACUCUCCCACUCUCGCCCACUUUCUCUCUGCCUCACUCUUUUAAACACACACUACAGUCACACACACACAUUCGGUCCAUGAGUUGCUGAAAGCUGAGCUGUGAUAAUGGGGGCAUUCAGACGCACUGAAUGGGGAAGGGGGGAGAGGGGAGGGGAGAAAAGGGGCACUAAACUCUGUGUGCAGGGUUCAAGGCUGUUCUCUACCUUCCCUGACUCACGUGUGAGAGUUUGUAGAGCCGUGCCUGUGUGUUAUCCUCUUACACGCACGCCGGGCGCACAUGUGAACUCUUUGUUCUCAUGCGGCUUUGAGCUGAUACAGAGUCAGUCGGCACCUCUGUCUCUCACUCUGCUUUGGUUUGUUUUGGUUAACUUCACUGUUACAAUCUAACUGUGUCUUUCUCAUGUAACUUUAUACAUGUUUCACACACAUGAAGGAAAAACACACGAGACACAUUAACCACCCUCAGUACUGACAGGAUUAGAAAGUGAAACCUCACUGCUCUGCCAGUAAUCUUUGACAUUGAUUUCAGAUGGACAGCGCUGAGCAAAAUGGCCUUCCUCCCAACAUGCAGCCUCAUCUGGCCGUCGGCCUGGACGAAACACAGCUGGAUGUCCUUGGGGAGCGGGUAGGAAAGGAGCCCCUGACAGUUUUGGAGAGAGUGAAGGCACAGUGUUGGUGUUCUGGUCCCAGGUUGAAGAGCUUACUGCUGGGCUUUUUCCCUAUGCUGUCAUGGCUUCCUCGCUACUCCAUCAAAGAAAAUGCUAUUGGAGACCUGGUGUCUGGAAUCAGCGUUGGGGUCAUGCAUCUACCACAGGGUAUGGCCAACGCCAUGUUGGUAGGAGUUCCUCCAGUGUUUGGUCUCUACACCUCCCUCUAUCCUGUGAUCAUCUACUUCAUCUUCGGCACUUCCAAACACCUCUCCAUGGGUACUUUUGCUUUACUAGCCAUCAUGCUUGGGUCAGUGACAGCCAAUGUGGAGUUGCUAAGCAACGGUUCUGAAGAGAGUAAGAUUGAUGUGGAAGCAGCCAAAAUCAACAUGGCUGUCCAAAUCACCUUCCUUUGUGGCCUUAUUCAGCUCCUGUUGUACCUGCUGCAAGGAGGCGGCGUGUGUCGCUGGUUGUCUGAUGCUGUAAUCAGAGGAUACACCACAGCAGCAGCUCUGCAUGUCAUCGUCCUGCAACUGCCGCUGAUGACUGGAAUAGCUGCUCAGAGUUACACUGGACUGCUGGCUUCAGCUUGGACUCUAAAGGAUGUUCUGCUUGGAGUAACCUCUGCUGUACCCGGCGCCCUGUCAGUCUCUGUGGUUUCCAUGGUGAUACUCAUCGGAGGCAAGAUGCUGAAUGAGCGUUUUAAAAACAAGAUUCCUAUUGCCAUACCGUGGGAACUUAUACUGAUUGUCCUGGGCACCAUCCUGUCUGUGCAGAUGGAUCUGUCAGGACAGCACAGAGUCCAGGUGGUGGGACACAUACCCAGUGGCCUGUCUCCUCCAGUCAUUCCCUCUCUCUCUCAGGUCAGAGAGCUGUUUAUUCCAGCUCUAUGUGCUGCUCUGGUUGGCUUCAGUUUCCUCUCGGCGAUGGGCUCAGUGUUCGCCCGCAAACACAGCAGUCACGUGGACCCCAGUCAGGACCUGCUGGCUCUGGGUUUGUGUAACACCAUAGGAGCGAUGUUCCAGUGCUUCGCUGUCAGCUGCUCCUUCUCUCGCAGCAUAGUCCAGGAUAGUAUUGGUGUCAAAUCACAGAUGGCAGGAUUGGUAUCAGCUUUGGUGAUUUUAACCAUUUUGCUGAAGAUCGGUCACCUCUUUGAGCAGCUGCCAAAGGCAGUGUUGGCAGUGAUCAUCACGGUGAACCUGCAGGGGAUGCUGGCUCAGUUCAAAGAUGUGUGUGUGCUCUGGAAGGCUGACAGAUUAGACCUGCUGGUGUGGACGGCAUCACUGCUCUCCACGCUGGUCUUUAACCUGGACUUGGGUCUGGCUGUGGCUGUCGUCUUCUCUCUACUCACACUCAUCUACAGGACACAACACUCCUCCUCUGUGGUGUUGGGUCAUAUUCCUGGUACUGACUGUUACAGAGAUAUGGGGCUGUACACCCAGGCACAAAAGGUUCCUGGUGUGACGAUACUCUCCUGUUCCAGCCCAAUUUACUUUGCCAACUCUGAAGUGGUCUUCACAGAGAUCAGACAGGCGGUGAGUCGUGGUCAGAAGGAGAACCCAGCAGGAGUCCACAGGGCUGGUUUGUCCUCCUCCCCCUCCUCGUCCUCGUCCCAGAUGUGGACAGACACUCAUUGUUUGGUGCUUGAUCUCAGCUCGGUUAACUUUAUGGACUCAACUGCUAUGAAAUCAUUUUGCAAGGUUAUAGAAGACUUGGAGGUCCACGGUGUCAGUGUGUUCCUCGCUACAUGUCCAGAGAACAUUUCCUCCCAGCUCCAGACUCAGGUUUGUAUACCGGACGUCCUGCCUGGCUCUCGUCUCUUCCCAUCAGUCCAUCACGCCGUCCAGCGCUGCCUCAGCAUGAUGCUCACGCCUCUACAGGAAAUCAACUCAGAUGAAAGUCGAUGUUGAACCUACAACAUGAAUGCUACUUUUACACAUUACUAACAGGACAGUUCAGUGAUCUCUUUGAUACAAAGGAUGUUGAGACAUCAUAAAAGAUCAUUUCUAACUAUUUUUAUUUAGAUAAAAGUAAUUUACAGCUUAACAGUUUGUACAGUUUAUGUCUUUACUAGUCACAUAUUUUGAGAAAAUAAACGUUAUUUUCCCUAACUAAA